AUGGCAAAUAUAGAAGAAUUAAUUGUAUAUUCAAAUAGCCGGAAUGGACUUGGAAUUCGAAUUUUAGGUGCUAAACGUGCUACGAAUAAAUCGGGUAUUUAUAUUAAACAAAUACUUGAAGAUGGAUUAGCACAAAGAGAUGGUCGAUUAAAAGUCGGCGAUCAAAUUCUUUCAAUAAAUGAUGAAACAUCAAUUGGAAUUAACCGUGAACAUGCUGUUAAUAUUCUUCGUUCGGCAGCUGCGACAAAUCAAGUUCGACUUCGUAUCAAACACUUUGUUCCAGCAUUGUCAUCGACUGAAUAUCAAAAAUUAUUACAUGAUGAAAAAUCUACUGAUGAUGAUGAUGAUAAUCAUCGACAUCAUAAUAUAACUCAAAAUAGAAAUAAUAAUAUAACAACAACAAAUGAAGUUCGUAUGAGAAAGUCAUCUCGAAGACAUCAUCAUAAUAAUAAUCAACAACGUCAUAGCGCAUAUAAUUUAACAUAUGAUAAUAGCAAUAAUGAACAACAAUCUGAAAAUAAUCAAUUAUCACGAGGACUUGAUGUUUCACAUGAUGCUCUUCAAGCAUUACUCAAUUCAAGAUUUAAGUUAAUUGAUCUGGUUGAUUUAGUUAAAAAAACUUAUCCAAAUUUCUUUUUGAAUGAUAAAAAACGAGAAUUGCAAUUUGUCGAACAAUUAUCUGAGAGUACUACUGAUGGUCGUAUAACAUUAAAAGAAUUCGAACGUCAAUCGAGUGUUCUUCUUGGAGAACGUAUAAAUGUUCUUGUCCCAUUUUAUUCUUCAUCUAAUAAUUCUUCUCAUUCAAAUGAUACUGAACUUAUUGUUGAACUUCGUCGUGAAAUAGCAUCCUGUCAUGCCACGAUCGAUGAACUUCAAACAAAAAUUGUAAUUUGUGAAAAAUCUCAGCGUUUAUCGAAUGAAGUGGAAGUUGAAUAUGAAGAUUUAGUUAAAUUUUUAUAUGAACAAUUACGUCAAUAUAAAAUAAAUGAAACAAAUCAAUUAAAACAAAUACGAGCAAAUGACCAAUUAAUACAAAAAUUAUUUAAUUAUUUGUCUAUUUAUGUUAAUGAACCAAAAGAUGAACAUGUAUUAGCUCAACUUAAAUAUGAAUACGAACAACAACAAAAAAAUUUACAGAACAGUAAUGAUAUUUCAAUCAUAUCAACUAAUAAAUAUCGACAACAAUUUUAA
Messenger RNA from Rotaria socialis, 1191 nucleotides. NCBI's taxonomy places the organism in Eukaryota, Metazoa, Rotifera, Eurotatoria, Philodinida, Philodinidae. The record is from the annotation of a GenBank genome assembly.